AUGGAUGGUGGUGGCCGAUCAUCAGCGGCUCCUUCUCAAGCUUCCUCGUGGUCGUCGUUUCAACAUUUUAACCUCUGGACCAAAUUCUCCAGUGGGAACAACAGUUCUUCUCGGGAGCCCGCCAAAGAAGCCAUCCAAGACAAAGGGCCGCAACCUAUCACAGGGAGAAGAAGCCGAGCUGGGUUCUCCGACUCCUUUCAAGAUCUUGACGUGGGAUCUUUAGUUGCUGACGACCACGACGAAGGCAACGAUAAAGCUCAACAUCACCCUCAAGCUGAAGCUAAUAAUACACAAUCUCAGCAGGAAGAAGCGGAUUCAAAGGUCAAACAUCCAGAGCCCUCUCCAAAAACAGAAGCAUUGGAAGAUAGCCCCGAUGUCAUUAGCCCAGAAUCCGUCGUGGUUUCCCAGCCUAUAGGAAGCCCCAAAGAAAGCCCCACCCCGCCGGCCAACAAAGCAUCACCAUCAGCAGCAACAACUGCUACUUCUGAUCAACCCCAACUCCCCACCACCUCUAGCCCCGACACACUAUCCUUAGUUCCUUUGGUCUUGCGUGAUUUCUGCAAGGCGUUUAAGAAGGGCCCCGCGCCAUUGAUAAAAAAACAGAACAUCGCUAGUUUGAGAAAAGCUGUCCCUAAGCUCACCAGAAGGAAGAGCAAAAGGGUUCGAGAUGGCAUGGUUCCACCAUUGAGCUCCCCUUUGGAUGCUGAACUUUGUUACCUCAAACCCUCAUGGAAGAAUUUCGCUCUCUGCGAGUUGCUUGCCGCUACAGAUAACUUCAGUCGGGAUAACUUGAUUGGAGAAGGAGGGUAUGCUGAGGUUUACAAAGGGCAAUUAACAGAUGGGCAGUUCGUCGCUAUAAAAAGACUAGUCAGAGGCACUUCACCUGAAGAGAUGACCAUGGAUUAUUUAUCUGAGCUAGGUAUAAUCUGCCAUGUUGACCAUCCCCAUAUUGCUAAGUUAAUUGGGUAUGGUGUUGAAGGGGGAAUGCAUCUUGUUCUUCAGCUGUCCAUCAAUGGAAGCGUCUCAUCUUUACUCUACGGGCCAAGGGAAAAGUUGACUUGGCCGAUUAGGUACAAGAUCGCUACAGGAACUGCUGAGGGGCUCUUGUACCUUCACGAGGGUUGCCAGAAGAGGAUCAUCCAUAAAGAUAUAAAGGCUGCUAAUAUUUUGCUCACAGAAGAUUUCGAGCCUCAGAUUGCCGAUUUUGGGUUAGCAAGAUGGUUACCAGAGCACUGGACUCAUCACACUGUAUCAAAAAUUGAAGGAACCUUUGGUUACCUUCCUCCUGAAUUCUUCAUGCAUGGUAUAGUAGAUGAGAAAACGGAUGUUUUUGCUUAUGGUGUGCUAUUACUAGAGCUCAUCACAGGAAGACAAGCAAUCGACAGUUCACAACAUAGCCUCGUGAUGUGGGCUAAACCAUUUCUGAUGCAGAACAAGAUCAAUGAGCUGGUCGAUCCAGUCCUGGGCGACUCGUACAACAUGGAACAAAUGGAGCGACUCGUUUGUCUAGCUGCAAUGUGUGUUGAACAGGCCUCGAUUCAGCGGCCACAGAUGAGCCUGGCGGUGGAGAUUCUGAAGGGUGAUGGGAGCACACUGGAGGAAGUGAAACGAAGGCAGAAAUCCAAGCUUCAAAGAACUUACUCCGAUGAGCUUUUUGAUGCGGAUGAGUACAAUUCGACGAGGUACUUGAGUGAUCUCAACAUACAUAUGGAGGAUCUCUUGGAACCGGAUGAUAAUGAUAACAACAAUGAGGAUAACAACAAUGUCGAGGCUCCCGAACAUGUCAAGCAGCUAUCAAAAGAUGAAGACGAGAAGUCCUCGCAGCCAUGA
This is a messenger RNA of Linum trigynum, 1830 nucleotides long. Lineage: Eukaryota; Viridiplantae; Streptophyta; Magnoliopsida; Malpighiales; Linaceae. The record is from the annotation of a GenBank genome assembly.